AGACCAACCAUGGCUGGAUCCGGAAGCUCAGAGGUGAGAACCCCAAUUUUCUCUGGUGAAAAUUAUGAGUUUUGGAAGAUUAAGAUGGUGACCAUAUUCAAAUCAUAUAGGCUUUGGAAUCUGGUAGAGAAGGGAAUUCCAGUUUCAGAUUUGAAGAAGAAGAAGAAGGCAAAUGAGGAGACCUCAGAGGAAGAAGAUGAUGAGAAAGCAGCUACAAUCCUCAUGAAGGAUGCAAAGGCUUUGGGUAUUAUCCAAAAUGCAGUCUCAAAUCAGAUUUUCCCACGAAUUGCAAAUGCAGACUCUGCCAAAGCGGCUUGGGAGCUGUUGUAUGGAGAAUUUCAUGGUGGAGAUCACGUUAGAUCAGUAAAACUUCAAAAUCUCAUACGUGAAUUUGAAUAUACUAGAAUGCAUGAUAAUGAGUCUUUGUCUGCUUACCUUAUUAGACUGAAUGAUCUGAUUAAUCAAAUGAAAACAUAUGGUGAAGUGCUCUUGAAUGAGAGGCUUGGGCAAAAGCAAGAAGUAAUUGCUAUUUUGAAAAGUCAAGAUCAACGUUUUGAGUUGCACAACGCAGAUGCAAUUGAGAAAGCUUUUGCCUCGUUCACAGCAAACCUUAGGAAUCAAAAGGCAAGCCUCAAAUGGAAUAAUUCUGCGCAGACUCACAGCUCAUCUAUAGGUCAAGAAGCUGUAAAACCCCAAUGCAAGGUGUGCUCCAAGUAUCACUUUGGAGAAUGCAGGUAUAAAGGCAAGCCAAAGUGUUACAACUGUGACAGGUUUGGUCACUUGGCUAGAGAGUACACUGCAGAGAAGGCUGUGCAUAAGGCAAACUGUGCAAGUCAAAAGGAGGUGACUGGAAAUCUGUUUUAUUCAAAUUGUGCUACCAUUGAGUCAAAACCAAAUGGAGAUUGGUAUAUUGACAGUGGCUGUAGUAAUCACAUGACUGGCAAUGUUGAUUUACUUGUGGAUGUGAAAACAAAUGUGGCUGGACAGGUACAAAUCCCAAUUGGUGCACUUGUGAAGGUGGCUGGCAUGGGUUCAUUGAUGGAUGAGCAUGGAUAUUUUCUGGUGUUUGGAGGUGGAAUGUGCAAGGUGUUUGAUAGUUCUUCAAUGAACUACCUCAUCAUCAAAGUUCCAAUGAAGAAGAACAGAUGCUAUCCCCUAUCCCUCCUAGCUGAAAACCAAUUGGUCAUGAAGGCUAGUAUCACUCAGUGCAUAUGGACUUGGCACAAAAGGCUAGAACAUUUGCAUUUUAAAGGGUUUAAAAUAAUUAAGAGAUAA
Molecule: messenger RNA, 1275 nt
Organism: Prunus armeniaca (apricot)
Lineage: Eukaryota; Viridiplantae; Streptophyta; Magnoliopsida; Rosales; Rosaceae
Source: the annotation of a GenBank genome assembly